Eufriesea mexicana is the source of this 1914-nucleotide messenger RNA. Its product is annotated as glucose dehydrogenase [FAD, quinone]. The record is from RefSeq and is a predicted model, not a curated record. Bases 67 to 1872 code for a protein of 601 amino acids. Gene Ontology annotation, molecular function: oxidoreductase activity, acting on CH-OH group of donors; flavin adenine dinucleotide binding. NCBI's taxonomy places the organism in Eukaryota, Metazoa, Arthropoda, Insecta, Hymenoptera, Apidae. The transcript is spliced from 8 exons.
GAUCCUCUGUGUCGCAAGUGUGAAACUCGACACGAAAGGAUAACAGGGACCAACGAACUUCCAGAGAUGAGCUGCAACUGUCCAUUAACCCCUUCAACCGGACCAACCUUGGCGUCGACAUGCGGAGGUUCGUCUUUCAUGCUGUUCAUGGGCCUUCUAGAAGUCUUUCUUCGUAGCCAAUGCGAUCUCGAGGAUCCAUGCAAUAGACCUUUACCUCCUCUUAGUGUCAAUUCCAGGUACGACUUCGUAGUUAUUGGAGGUGGCAGUGCAGGUGCAACAGUUGCAGCACGAUUAUCUGAAGAACCACGAUUUUCGGUGUUAUUGCUAGAAGCUGGCUUAGAUGAACCCACUGGAACACAAAUACCCUCGUUCUUUUUCAACUUCAUUGGGACUGACAUAGACUGGCAGUACAACACCGAAAGCGAAGAUACUGCGUGUCUGAAUAAAGAUGAUCGGAAGUGUUACUGGCCUAGAGGGAAGGUGCUGGGUGGAACCAGCGUUAUGAAUGGCAUGAUGUAUAUGAGGGGCUCACGAAAGGAUUACGAUGACUGGGCCAGGCUCGGUAACAUAGGAUGGUCUUAUCAAGAUGUCCUUCCGUAUUUCAUCAGGAGCGAAGAUAAUCUUCAAGCAAACACUAUGGAUUACGGUUAUCACGGUGUCGGUGGACCACUCACGGUCACGCAGUUCCCUUAUCAUCCGCCCUUGAGUUAUUCCAUCCUCGAAGCUGGAAAAGAACUCGGUUACGGUGCCGCGGAUCUGAACGGACGGACUCACACUGGAUUCGCCAUAGCCCAAACGACUUCGAGGAAUGGUUCACGACUUUCGACUGCCCGAGCAUUUUUACGUCCAGCUAGAAAUCGACCAAACCUCCACAUAAUGCUUAAUUCCACGGUCACCAGGAUCCUAUUCGACAAUAACAAGAGAGCAGUCGGUGUGGAAUUCGUUCACGAUGGAAAGGUUCUCCGUGUCUCUGUGGCGAAAGAAGUGGUCGUAAGCGGAGGUGCUGUUAAUUCGCCACAGAUACUCUUGAAUAGCGGUAUCGGCCCACGAGAAGAGUUGAACGCUGUUGGCGUCCCCGUUAUUCACGAUCUACCUGGCGUAGGUAAAAAUCUUCACAAUCACGUCGCCUACACGCUGACCUUCACUAUCAACGACACUGACACGACUCCCCUCAACUGGGCAACCGCAAUGGAAUACCUUCUCUUCAGGGAUGGCCUGAUGUCUGGUACUGGUAUUUCCGAGGUAACCGCGAUGGUAAACACGAAAUAUUCGAAUCCAAAGGAUGACCAUCCGGAUGUUCAGCUGAUUUUCGGUGGUUACCUAGCAGAUUGCGCAGAAACCGGCAUGGUCGGUGAAACAUCGGGUAACAAUCGCACGAUUUACAUUAUACCAACAUAUUUGCAUCCGAAGAGCCGUGGUUAUAUACGUCUACGAAACAACGAUCCUCUUUCGAAGCCAUUGAUCUACCCAAAGUAUCUGAAUCACCCUGACGACGUUGCGGGCCUCGUGGAAGCUAUUAAAUUCGGUAUCAGGUUGUCUGAAACCGAGGCUCUCAGCAGAUACGGAUUCCAAUUGGAUCGUACACCGGUGAAGAAUUGCGAGCAUUUAAAAUUCGGUUGCGACGCUUACUGGGAAUGCGCUGUAAAACACGAUACCGCACCAGAGAAUCAUCAAGCUGGCUCCUGCAAAAUGGGCCCACCAGACGAUCCGUUGGCAGUAGUAGAUAACCAAUUGAGAGUUCGAGGAGUGAGGGGCGUUAGAGUAGCAGAUACCAGCAUCAUGCCGAAAGUCGUUUCCGGUAAUACGAAUGCACCCGCUAUUAUGAUCGGUGAACGAGCUGCGGACUUUAUCAAGAGAACCUGGGUCGGCUGAACGAUGUUUUCUCACGAAACGGAACUUCCUCUAAAACCGAAA